CUCAGUUGGAAAAACUAGAAAUACUACUCUAUUAACUGUCAUAUCGUUUGCCACAUUUCGUUGCUAAGAAAUCGUUCUUGCAUUCACUUUAAUGCUUAUAAAUAAUAAAUAAAAGAAUACAGUUCAAAAAAGGAAUUAAAAUGCAAGGGCCAGCUGUGUUUAUGGACAUAUCCCUGGAAGAUCAGGCACUCGAACUGAGAAGAUAUUUUAAGAGCCUUGGCGCCGAGAUUUCAGAAGAAAAAUCACCUAAGGGCAUUGAGGAUGAUCUGCAUAAGAUCGUUGGGGUUUGUGAUGCUUGUUUCAAAGAGCCGAGUGAAUCGGACAUCGAAGCCAUUCUGAACAGUAUUGUCUCUAUUAUGGUUUCUAUACCAUUAGAAAGAGGAGAAAACCUUAUCUUAGCAUUUAGUCAAAGGCUCACUAAGGCUCCUGGCCCUAAACUUGGAAUGGUAGCUUUGCAAUCGUUAUGGAGACUUUACAACAACUUAGAACCCAACUCACCUCUAAGAUACCAUGUAUAUUAUCAUGUCAUAGAACUGGCUGCACGAGUUGGAUUUGUCAGGGAAGUCUUCACUGGGGUUGAGCAGCUUAGGAAAGAGUUUGCUAACUGCCCACCCUCUAAUGAACAAAUGCAGAAAUUGUAUCGGCUUUUACAUCAAGUGUUAAAAGACCAAAACAGUGAACUAGCUGCUAAAGUAAUGAUUGAGCUACUGGGCACAUAUACAGAUGAAAAUGCUUCAUAUGCAAGAGAAGAUGCAAUUAAAUGUAUAGCGACAGCAUUGGCAGAUCCCAACACAUUUCUGCUGGAUCCCUUGUUAACAUUAAAACCUGUGCGUUUCCUUGAAGGAGAGCUCAUUCACGAUUUACUUACAAUUUUUGUAUCUGAAAAGUUAUCAAGCUACCAGACAUUCUAUAAUAAUCAUAAAGAGUUUGUACAUUCUCAAGGCUUAAACCAUGAACAGAAUAUUAAGAAAAUGAGAAUAUUGUCAUUUAUGCAAAUGGCAGAAACAAAUCCAGACCUUACAUUUGAUGAGAUUAUAUCUGAACUUCAAAUUGAAGAGAAAGAUGUGGAAGCAUUCGUAAUUGAAGUACUGAAGACUCGUUUGGUGCGCGCCCGCAUGGACCAGGCGCAGCGCACGGUCCGCGUGUCCAACACGAUGCACCGCACGUUCGGGCGCGAGCAGUGGCAGCAGCUGCGCGACGUGCUGCUGGCGUGGCGCGCCAACGUGCACCAGGCGCACGAGGCCAUGAAGUCCGUCGCCGCGGCGCAGAUCGAAUACGCCGCGCAACAACAGAAAUCCUAAUUGCAGUCACAACUUUAUUUAUUAUACAUAUUGCAAUUGCUUCGGACUUGUUAUUCUGUUAUGUUAUAACAUAUCACAAAAUCUGAGUUUCAUUUUCACCACUUCAGGAUAGGAACAGAUUAGGCUGUUUAAAUAAAUACCUUUCUUUUAAUUUUGAAAUAUAAUUAGGCUGUUUAAAUAAAUACCUUUGCCUUUUAAUUUUGAAAUAUGAUUGUUGGUAUCGGUAUUUACGUGCCUAGUAAAAGACAUAAAUUUAUAAUUAGAAGAUGGAGAAGGUGUCUUAAAAUAAUAGUGUAAGCAUUUGGAUAAUAAUAAAAUGAAAGCCCUUUUUUUAAACAACCGAAAUUUUGGAAUUAAUGUCAUCUAAUACCUACAACCAGUUGCGAUUUGUGUAAUAAGAAUAAAUUUAUUAUUUUGUAUCAAUAAAUCUGUCAAAAUA
Messenger RNA from Bombyx mori (domestic silkworm), 1740 nucleotides. It is a transcript of the gene eIF3m, whose product is annotated as eukaryotic translation initiation factor 3 subunit M. Gene Ontology annotation, biological process: cytoplasmic translational initiation. The record is from RefSeq and is a predicted model, not a curated record. Bases 141 to 1301 code for a protein of 386 amino acids. The transcript is spliced from 7 exons. NCBI's taxonomy places the organism in Eukaryota, Metazoa, Arthropoda, Insecta, Lepidoptera, Bombycidae. Gene Ontology annotation, cellular component: eukaryotic translation initiation factor 3 complex; cytoplasm. Gene Ontology annotation, molecular function: translation initiation factor activity.